This is a messenger RNA of Haemonchus placei, 618 nucleotides long. NCBI's taxonomy places the organism in Eukaryota, Metazoa, Nematoda, Chromadorea, Rhabditida, Trichostrongylidae. The record is from the annotation of a GenBank genome assembly.
AUGAUCGAUUCGGAACUCAUUCAUCUGUUGCAAAACGACCGACGAACUUGUCCAAAGAACUAUAGUACACGUCGUGGAGCCCAAGCUGGUACAUGCCUAGCGGUUCUGCUGCUUUCGGUCUGUUUGUUAGUUGCACCACAUCUGAACCCUUUGAUAAUUCCUUUUAAGCAGUCAAAGCAGAGGUCAAUCGAAUCCGAAGAGGCUUCGCGAGCAGCUGCCCGUCAACCACAUAACCUCAGCCUGCAAGAGGUGUCAAGGCGAGCUCCUUCACAAGGUACAGCUCGCUCACGAACCCUUAUGGAGUACGUGUCCAAAGGAGGAGGCCAAUGUCCCCAAGUGCCAGAGGCACCAAUCCCUGAUGAGCCAACUAUGGCUGUUGCGAAGCCUAUAGGCUCCGAUGGGACCACGCAAGCCCGUUUUCGAGGGGAUCCAAAGCUCGACUAUCCAUCAGCGGAGACUAUAGUAUACACCACUCCGCCGAAUGGUGUACGACUGGCUAACUUUACCAAUCAGCAACAUCAACAACGCAUGUAUACCACCCAUCCACAUCAACAGGUUCAGACUCAAUACCGUACGCAACCACCACCGAUGAAGCGAUUCAAAGCGGAGCUCAUCUGA